Molecule: messenger RNA, 1423 nt
Organism: Patiria miniata (bat star)
Lineage: Eukaryota; Metazoa; Echinodermata; Asteroidea; Valvatida; Asterinidae
Gene: mmadhc
Product: methylmalonic aciduria and homocystinuria type D homolog, mitochondrial-like
Exons: 8
Coding region: 97-1107 (336 amino acids)
Biological process (GO): cobalamin metabolic process
Cellular component (GO): mitochondrion
Source: RefSeq, a predicted model, not a curated record
AGGAAGUCCGAGAAUCUGACAUUAUAAAAUUUACUUACUUUUAGUUGUACGUGAAAAUAUUUGUUGCAAGUUGGCCUCGUAUAACUUAGGCAUUAAAUGAGUAAAAACCCGACUGUAUUUACCGAAACCUGUAAAGUAGGAGCAGACAAACUAACUGACAUUGUUGUGGAUUCCCAAUCUUCACUGCCGAUGACACAUAGGCCAACUGCCAGAAUGGCCAAAUUGUUAAGCCGCACUCGCCUUGUUAGCUACCUGCCGGGUCUGAAGUCACUUCAGCAGCGAGCGGCUCUCGUCUGCGCACCCAGAGCAGGCUUCUCAUGCAGCAGUGCCGGAAACGAACCUAACGCUGAAGAUGUCCAGUUUGAGGCGCGUUCGUCGGGCAUUUCCGAUGCCGAUCUGGGACCACUGGGCCCACCCAACCACCAGUUCCCUCUGCCCGGCAACACGGGGUUGGCAUCACAGGCUAAUGCCUCGUUUGUCCCGGUAGCCCGCGAGGCGGUUCCCGACAUCCUCACCAAAGCUCUUCCGCAGGACCGCCAUGCCAGCAUUCUUGCUCAGUUUGUGAACACUGUUUCUGAGGAGCAUGACCUCCCAGGAGCGAAGACAGACAAGGAGUCCUUCAAGAACCAUCCUCAGGCCCUUGAAUGCAUCGCCCAAGACUGCCCAGAAAACCUCAGGAAAGAAUUCCUGGGCUUGUUUCCGGGGGUACAGAUGGGGAGUUCCGACAAGUUGACCGUGGUGACUCUCUGCCAGAGGACAAAGAACAACAUGACGGGUUGGAGCAAUGAAGUGGAGGAGGAAAGAAACGAACUCAUGGACAAUUUUUUCGAGAGUGCCAAGGAGAUGUGCAGGGUCCUUUCUGACGCCGGUUACUGGGCUGACUUUAUCGAUCCCUUAUCGGGCCAAGCUUUUCUCGGAGACCCGAACCCAAACACCACCCUCCUGGAGACGGACGAGAGGUUUCGCUCUCUGGGUUUCGAGAUUGAAGACUUGGGAUGCUGCAAGUGCAUCCGGCACUCGGAGUGGGGCACGCACACGUUCGUGGGGACCAUCUUCACCAGUGCACCGCCAGACAGCAAGCUCAUUUCCAGCAUUUUAAAGAACUGAAAUAAAACAACAAUAUACAUGGACGUCAAUUUUAUCUCCCUGGGUAUUUUUUUUGCGUAAGAAGUUUCCCUGCUAUCCCUAGUCAGAGUAUUAUGAUGAGCAUAUUAGUUGGUUCUCAAUUUCGUUUAGUUUAAUUAGGUAAUAUUCAACAUUUGCUUGUGCUAUAUGUUCAGAAAUGGAUGGAUUUGGGGGUUAGUAUUUUAUAGUAAAUAUUGUUUACACUAUUCUGUUUAAAGUGUUUUGUUCAUAGAUGCUAGAAAAACCAAGAAAACAAAUGCUGUUGUUGAAGUCUGGUUUUCCUGACCCUACUUCAGAC